This is a messenger RNA of Triticum turgidum subsp. durum (durum wheat), 1995 nucleotides long. Lineage: Eukaryota; Viridiplantae; Streptophyta; Magnoliopsida; Poales; Poaceae. The record is from the annotation of a GenBank genome assembly.
AUGCCUUCGCUACUUCAGGCGACGACGCCUCUGAUCCGACCGGAGCAGGCCAUGGACCUCCGGCAGCACACCAUCCAGCUCGGUGCGACUCAUGGCGCAGCGGCGACGCAGCCGGGCGAUGGCGGCGCGAUGAGCUCCGAGCUGUACCUCGCCGUGUGCGGGGGGAAGAAGGAGGAGGCCAUGGCGCUGCUUCGCCGGCUGCACUACGGCGGCGCUGCCGCGGAUGAUCGGGCUGCCGGCAUACAACAGGUGAGCGCAAAGAGGAACAAUGUUCUUCAUUUAGCCGCGGAGCACGGGCACGCCGAGCUGAUCCAUGAUCUCGUCAGCUUCGGGGGCAAGAGCCUGCUCUCUGCCCAGAACUCUGCUCUGGACACGCCUCUGCACUGCGCGGCGAGGGCGGGGCACUGCAAGGCCGUGUCCGUCCUCGUCCAGCUCGCGCUGGACUACGGAGAUGAGAGCGCGCUGUGGUGCAAGAACGCGGCCGGGGACACGGCCCUUCAUCUGGCAGCGAGGCUCGGCCAUGGCGUGGCGGUGGAGGCCAUGGUCUCCGCGGCGUCCGGGCUGGCCUCUGAGGUCAACCACGCGGGCGUGUCGCCGCUGUACCUGGCGGUGAUGAGCAGGUCGGUGCCCGCCGUCAGAGCGAUAACGAUCAGGUGCCGGGACGCGUCGGCCGCCGGCCCGAGCUCGCAGAACGCGCUGCAUGCCGCCGUCUUCCAGGGCUCAGAAAUGGUUAGCCUGCUGCUGGAGUGGAAGCCAUGCGGCCCAUCCCUCGCUAGCCAAGCGGACGACACGGGCAGCACCCCGCUCCAUUUCGCCUCCUCCGACGGCGACCGCUCCGUCGUAGGUGCCAUCCUGAGCGCGUCGCCGCCGUGCGCGGUGCGCGUGAGGGACUCCGGCGGCCUCUCCGCUCUCCACGUCGCGGCGGGGAUGGGCCACGCCCACGUCGCCAGGGCGCUGAUGGACGCCUGCCCGGACGCUGCCGAGCUCCAGGACGACCGCGGCGGAACCUUCGUACACGCCGCGGCCAGGGGAGGCCACUCCGAGGUGGUGCGGCUCGCCAUCAAGAAGCCGAUGCUGGGCGGCGGCGGCCUCCUGAACACGCAGGACGGGGACGGCAACACGCCUCUCCACCUGGCCGUGGCCGCGCGCGAGCCGGCCAUCGCGGAGGCCCUGCUGUGGACGGGCCAAGUGCGAGCCGACGUGACGAACAGCGACGGCCACACGCCGCUGGACCUCGCCGCGAAAUCGACCGAUUUCUACUCCAUGGUAAGCCUGGUGGUGACACUGACGGCGUUCGGGGCGCAGUUCCGUCCGCAGAGGCGGGACCACGUGCAGCGAUGGGACAGCCGCAACAUAAUAAAGGCGAUCGAGAAGACGUCAGACAGCCUCGCGGUGGUCGCCGUCCUCGUCGCCGGCGUGGCCUUCACCGCCGCCAACAACCUCCCCGGGUCGUACGAGCAGGAGGGGAACGUAAAGGGGAUGGCGGUCCUCCGGAGCAAGACCAUCUUCAAAUGCUUCCUCAUCCUGGACGGCGUCGCCCUGGUGACCUCCAUCCUCGCGGUGGUCCUGCUCGUCUACGGCAAGGCCUCGCGCUCCGCCCGGUCGUGGAAGAGCUUCGCGGCGGCGCUGCACUGCAUCUGGGCGUCCCUGAUCAGCAUGCUCCUCGCCUUCUACGCGGCCAUCGCAGCCGUGACGAGCACCACGGGGGUCUACGACAUCAGGGUCUUCGUCGUGAACCUCGUCCUCGUCGUGCUGUUCAUCGUGCUCUCCGCCUUUGUCAGCCCUCCGGUGUCGCACCUCAUAAUGUGCAAGUUCCUGUGGCAAUGUGGCCUCAAAGGAUGCCGAGGUGUCGUCCGCAGGCGUAUCAGCCAGCAGUAUCCGGUCGUGGGCGCCUUCGUCUUCAACCUGCUUCUGUUCAGGGCUGCGCAUUAUGUCAUACUGUUUGCCGGCUUCAUCAUUGUCUCCACCUUGCGGGGCGGCUCCGAUGUUCGCUAG